GUAUCGUCUACUUUGCAUUGUCACAGUCAAGCAACGUACCCUGUUAUAUCAGAUAAUAACCUGGUUUAAAGAUGGAGAUUGAGAGGAAACAAGUUGAUCUAACCAAGGUGAAAGAGUCCGGACUGCCAGUAGUAUGGGUUAUUGGAGGACCAGGCUGUGGUAAAGGAACCCAGUGUGAUCAUCUCCGAGCUAAAUACGGAUACGUUCAUCUUGCAGCAGGAGAACUGCUAAGACAUGAAGUUAUGUCUGGAUCUAAGAGAGGUUUACAACUCUAUAAACUGAUGGAAAUGGGAGAGCUUGUUCCUGUAGAGGUUGUCCUGGAUCUUCUCUCCGAAGCAAUGGCGUCCAAAGUGACCGGAAGUAGUGGAUUCCUUAUUGACGGAUAUCCCUUGGAUCUGGAGGAAGCAGAGAAAUUUGAGAAGCAAGUUGUUCCCGUCACAAGAAUAAUCCACCUGGACCUUAGUACAGAUACUAUGGUUGACCGGCUAACCCGCCGGGGUAAUUUCGACGAUAAACCAGAAACCGUUCUAAAGAGGGUUAAACUAUACGAGGAGAAAACUGUUCCAGUUUUAGAGAAAUACUGCAAUAAAACAGUCAAGGUUGAUGCUGACCGUAGUGCUGUAGAUAUAUACCCGGAUAUGUUGAAAGCUCUUUCAGGAGAACUAGAAACAGGAGGCAGACCUGUCGUAUAGAUGAUUACUUCAAGAGAUCAAUCAAUUGAUUAGUUGAUCUGUCGAUCAGUAUAUCAACAGAUCAUCAUAUCAGUUGAUCAGUAGAUCAACAGAUCAGUAGAUCAACAGAUCAGUAGAUCAACAGAUCAGUAGAUCAACAGAUCAGUAGAUCAACAGAUCAGUAGAUCAACAGAUUAGUAAAUCAACAGAUCAGUAGAUCAACAAAUCAACAUAUCAGUGAAUAAGAAGAUGACCAGAUCAGUUGAUCAAUAGAUCAUUAGAUCAAUGGAUAAAUAGAUUAAUGGGUUAAUAGACUAAUGGACAAAUAGAUCAUUUGAUCAGUACAGAUCAACAGAUAAAUAGUUUAACAGAUCAGUAGAUUAGCAGAUCAAUCGAUCAGUUGAUCUGCAGAUCAGUUGAUCUGCAGAUCAGUUGAUCUGCAGAUCAGUUGAUCUGAAGAUCAGUUGAUCUGAAGAUCAGUUGAUCAGUAGAUCAGUUGAUCAGUAGAUCAGUGUAUCAGUGGAACAGUUGAUCAGUAUGUAGACCGGUUUUUCAGUGGAUCAGUUGAUCAGUAGAUCGGUUGAUCAGUAGUUCAGUUGAUCAGUAGAUCAGUUGAUCAGUAGACCAGUUGAUCAGUAGAUCACUAGUUUAAUAGAUCUCUUGAUCAGUUUGAUCGGCAGAUGAAGUAUGUAUUUAAAAAAAUGAACCCAAUAGAAUAACUUUAGAAAAAAAUCAAUUCAUGGUUUUGAUAAUCAGUAGCUGUUGUUUUAUGUUCUUUUUUAUAUUUUUAAAUAAAAAUGAUAAUUUAUCCUU
Molecule: messenger RNA, 1484 nt
Organism: Eurytemora carolleeae
Lineage: Eukaryota; Metazoa; Arthropoda; Copepoda; Calanoida; Temoridae
Product: adenylate kinase isoenzyme 1
Exons: 7
Coding region: 72-692 (206 amino acids)
Biological process (GO): nucleoside triphosphate biosynthetic process
Cellular component (GO): cytosol; cytoplasm
Molecular function (GO): AMP kinase activity; ATP binding
Source: RefSeq, a predicted model, not a curated record